UGUUUCCCUGCUCUCCCAGCUGCUUGUAUGGUCCUGGGUCCCAGAAAGAGCAUCUGGGCCACUGAAAGCCAGUCCAGGACCUUGGAGGCACUGAGAGGGUGGCACAGCUGACACAAGUCAGGCUUCCCUCCACCCACCUUGUGCCCCUUGAUGCUGUCAUGCAGGGGACAGGACCCCUCUGAGCACGAAGUAUCCUGAGCAAUCACCACACUCCUGCUUCUCCUCCUCCUCUUCACACUGAAACAGCCGAAGUGCAGCGGCUUGUUCUUGCUGGUGUGCCCAGUGUGGGGUCAGACCAGUGCCAGCACAGGCCAGGUGCUGGGGCAUUUUGGGGCAGCGGUGCCACAGUGCCAGCAAAGGCCUGGAUCAACCCACAGGUUCGAAUAAAACCAACUCCUUCUCUCCCCAGCUCCAGGACAGACCCCGGCCUCGAGUUCCAUCACCAGGUCUUGGCAAUGGCACUACAUGGCUGGGCUUCGGGCUGACAAAGCACAUCCCCCGGGCAGGGGCUCGGCUCUCUCCUUACUUGGCCGACCUGGGCUGAGCAGGCCCCUGGGAGCACGGCCGGGCACCGGGAGGAACCUGCUCCACACAGGAACGCAGCGUGGCAGAGCCCCCGCCCACGGCAGCACAUCCCGCGGCAUCCCGGUGCGACCGCUGCUCCCCGGGACCGAGGGGAUACAUCCCUGGGGAAGUCGCCGUUCCCCGGCACCGCAAGCCCCGCGGGGACCUCGGGGACCGGGACAGGGCAGCCGGCCGGGACAGGGCCGGUGCAGGCGGGGAUGUGUCCGGCGGGGGAGGGACUGGCCCGGCGAGGGGCUCCACCCCCGGGGCUUAAAGAUCGGGGCGGGCGAAGCGCGGCCGUCCCGGGGAAAUUUUGCCCAAGCUGCCGCCAGUUCAGACCGGGAGCGGAUCCAGGAGCGAGACCGGGAGCGGCGCGAUCGGAAGCUACCGGGAGCCGGUGCCCCUCGGGGUGACACGCACCCCUCCGCUCACCCUCCAUCCCCUCUGCCCUCGGUGCCGGUGAUGACCCUGAACACGCAGCCCGGGAACAGGAGCCCGCUGCGGCGGAGGGCCAGCACCCCGCUCCCGAGGCCGGGGGGCACCGGGGCCACCUCGCGGCGCGAGCCCUGUCACCCCCAGCUCGGCCACACCGCCUCCGAGCCGGGCGGCAGGGUCCCCCGAGGCAGCUGGUCCUCCGACUCCUCGGGCUCCUCCAGCCCCCGGGAGCCCCGGUACCGGGUCGUGCUGCUGGGUGACCCCGGUGUCGGCAAGACCAGCCUGGUCAAUCUCUUCGCUGGCGUUCAGGAGCGGGAGCUGCUGGAGCAGCACGGAGAGGCCGCAUACGAGCGCACGCUGACCGUGGAUGGAGAGGAGACCACGCUGCUGGUGCUGGACAUCUGGGAGCCGGAGCAGCGGGGUGAGGAGGGCCGGCGCCGCAGCCGGUGCCUGCAGGUGGGGAACGCCUACGUCAUCGUCUACUCCAUCACCGACCGGGGCAGCUUCGAGAGCGCCUCGGAGCUGCGCAUCCAGCUGCGCCGGGCGCGCCAGGCCGAGGACAUCCCCAUCAUCCUGGUGGGGAACAAAACCGACCUGGUGCGGUGCCGCGAGGUCUCCGUCGAAGAGGGCCGGGCCUGCGCCGCCGUGUUUGACUGCAAGUUCAUCGAGACGUCGGCGGCUCUGCAGCACAACGUGGCCGAGCUCUUCGAGGGGGUGGUGCGGCAGAUCCGCCUGCGCCGUGGGGGAAAGGAGUCCCACCCGCACCCUGCGCCCGGCCAGAAGCAAAAGGAAAGCCUCAGCAGGAGAGCCCGGCACUUCCUCGACAGGCUGGUGGCCAGGAACAGCAGCAAGGGGGCCCUCAAAGUCCGCUCCAAGUCCUGCCAUGACCUGUCUGUGCUCUGAGAGCCACCAUCCCGUCCCUCCGAACACGCUGGCUGGGACUCUCCUCUCUUCCAACAGCGUGGCCAGCGGCUCCAUGGAGAGCCCAGAAAGGACUGGAGCGAUGCUGAGGACAUGGAGCUGUUUUCACCAGUGCUCAGGGUUGCUGAGGUGCUGUGGAUCCAGCUGCUUCCCCUCCAGGAGAGGGGACAAGUGGGAUUGAGUCCAGGGAGCAGAGGGUGGGACAGGUACCUGCACUUGGGGUGAUGGGAUUUUCGAUCCCAGCUGCUCCUGGGGAGCUGGAGGUGAGGGGUGGCCAUGCCCCAGUGCAGGGCUGGAGGCUGCCAGGAGCAGAGCAGGUCCUGCUUGUGGUGCCCAUCCUUUGCAGGGCAUAAGGACUGGCGAGAGCACCAUAGCAGUGUCCACCUCGGACUUCCUGGAGCCUGGACAGGGAGAGGGAACAGGGAGCACCAGCAGCAUCACCUGGCACCCCGGCCCUGCUGUGCCAGGGCUUUGUUCCAUGUGUCCCUGGCACCAGUGUUUCUCAGAUGGAGGGUUUUGUGCUGUCUCUGUAUUGGUGCGAUGGGGAAACCCUCAAUCUGCAGAAUAAACCGCA
Molecule: messenger RNA, 2494 nt
Organism: Corapipo altera (White-ruffed manakin)
Lineage: Eukaryota; Metazoa; Chordata; Aves; Passeriformes; Pipridae
Product: GTP-binding protein REM 1-like
Exons: 4
Coding region: 466-1902 (478 amino acids)
Cellular component (GO): plasma membrane
Molecular function (GO): calcium channel regulator activity; GTP binding; GTPase activity
Source: RefSeq, a predicted model, not a curated record